Rhizoctonia solani is the source of this 933-nucleotide messenger RNA. RefSeq names its product Retrovirus-related Pol polyprotein from transposon TNT 1-94. Lineage: Eukaryota; Fungi; Basidiomycota; Agaricomycetes; Cantharellales; Ceratobasidiaceae. The coding region runs from base 1 to 933 and encodes 310 amino acids. The transcript has a single exon. The record is from RefSeq and is a predicted model, not a curated record.
AUGAAAUGCACGUACCUGGGCUUUGCACCAAAUCAAAAGGCGCAUUUACUUGUUCAACAAGAAACUGGAAAGAUCCUAACCUCCCGAGACGUUGUAUUUGAUGAAGGAAUCGGAAAUCGUCAUUGGGUAAUACUAGAAACCUACAAGGACGACUCUAGCGCUGAAAACAAGCCAAAAUCCAACGCUCACAACUCUAACGCCAAAAACAAACCAAAGCCCAAGACUCACAACUCAAAUGCUGAAACCAAACCAAUGGAAAAUCCACCAGCAGCAGAGCCGGUAACAUUUCAACGCUCAACUCAACCCUCAAAACCUCCUCAACAGUAUGGGGCAAAUGUGGGCACUGAAGAUGCAUGGUUAAUGCAUAUAAACGCAAUGGUAGAGGCAUUUUACACUGCUCUAGCCGCUCCCCCAACAACCUUUGCUGAGGCAAUGUCCCGCGUAGAUGCUCAAAUGUGGAUGGGCGCUAUGAACAAAGAGUACAACUUGAUUACUAAGCACAGUGUGGGAAGACAAGUUAAGCAACCUAUUGGAAGAAAUGUGGUUGAAUGCAAAUGGGUUUUUGGGUACAAGGUAGGUCCAAAUGGCAAAAUACUACGGUAUAAAGUCAGACUGGUUGCAAAAGGAUACUCUCAGCGUCCAGGUAUUGAUUUUGAAGAUACGUCCUCACCUGUUGCAAAUUCCGACUCCACGCGUACACUCCUGGCCAAAGGUACAAGCAAAGAUUACAACAUAAUUCAGCUCAAUAUCAAGACUGCCUUCUUACAUGGCACAAUCAAGGAGGAGAUAUACAUGGAGCAGCCAGAAGGCUUUGAGGACGAUCCCGUGAAAUACGUUUGGCGGCUUGAGAAGGCACUAUACGGCCUCAAGCAAGCAGCGCAAGCAUUUUAUUCUCAACUACGCAAAGUUCUCAAACAGAUUGGGUUUACCUGA